This is a messenger RNA of Knipowitschia caucasica, 429 nucleotides long. NCBI's taxonomy places the organism in Eukaryota, Metazoa, Chordata, Actinopteri, Gobiiformes, Gobiidae. The record is from the annotation of a GenBank genome assembly.
AUGAUUGUGGACUUCAGGAAGAGCACAGUCCCCCCGCCCCCACCCUCCGUCAUGGACUCCCCCAUCACCUCUGUGGAGUCCUUCCGUUUCCUGGGCACCACCAUCACCCAGGACCUCAAGUGGGAGCCGACCAUCAGCUCCCUCAUCAAGAAGGCCCAGCAGAGGAUGUACUUCCUGCGGCAGCUCAGGAAAGCCAAGCUGCCUGCACAGAUGUUGGUGCAGUUCUACACGGCCAUCAUCGAGUCCAUCCUCACCUCCUCCAUCACCUCCUCCAUCAACUCCUCCAUCACCUGCUCCAUCACCUCCUCCAUCACCAUCACGGUGUGUUUCUGGCGGCGCAAGACGAGGCUGGAGGAGAAACGGUCCCGGUCAGCAGAGAAUGUCACAAAGAGUUGUGCUAAAGUCUUGAAAGGUUGUGAGAAACCCUGA